AUGCAAUCACCAACAACACCUAAAAUUGUAUCAGUUGAUGAUCAAGUGGUCACUAAUGAUGUUUCAGUUGAUGAUCCAAUGGUCAACAGUGAUGAUACAAAUGAUGUGAAAACUACAGAUGAAAAGUGGGAACAAAUUAUUCAGUUUAUCCACAAGGAAGAUUCUCCAAAGAGUGUCAAGAGAGAACGCAUCAGCUCUACCAGCAGUUUUACUGCUUCAAAUGAUGACCAUGACUCCAAUGAAGGUGAUCUCAUGUCUGAUGACUCUAGUGAAUCUGGUGCUGAUGAAGACUACUUCUCUGAUGCAGACUCUGCUCAUAGUCAGAGUUCUUUUGGAAAGGAGACACAAGCAGGCUCAGCUAAGAAAAAAGAGAAGCAAUAUUUUUGGCAGUACAAUGUCCAAGCAAAAGGCCCAAAAGGUCAGAAGAUGCAACUACUGCCCCAUGAUCAGGACCCUCAUAUUCUCAAUACAUUUGAGGACCCUGUGUUUGAACUUGGGGCUACAUCCAAGCUGGGUUUGCGGCACAGUGGUAAGGCUCGACGUGGAGAUGGCAAUGACAUUUCCCCUAACCCAAGAAAACUUCAUAUGAUUGGACUACAACUGAAGAAGUUGAACCAUGACAUCAAUGAGUUUGUACCAACAAGUGAAUUGCCAGCCAAUUUAAGAAAUAGGACAAGAAAAGAGAAGAACAAACUAGCUUCAAGAGCUUGUCGUUUGAAGAAAAAAGCCCAGCAUGAAGCUAACAAAGUAAAAUUGUAUGGACUAGAACAAGAACACCGUCAGUUGAUGAAUGUUAUAGAAAGUGUGAAACUGAGGAUGUUGGCUGCUGUUCGAUCUGAUAAUAGUAUAAAGUCUGAGGAUGGCCAAAUUUGCCAUGGUACAGGAGAUGAACAGACCAAAUAUGUGGAAAAACUCAUCAAGUUGCAUCAGUCCUCUAUGAUUGCUGGUCGAACUGCUGAAUAUGUGAAUGAGGUUCUUAGCAAAGUAAAAGAUGGUGACCUCUCUGGUGGACUACCCCUCCCAAAGAGGAAAUCAAGCUCUGCAACAACUGUUCCAAGCUCUGAUGAUGAAUUCAGUAAUGAUUGA
This is a messenger RNA of Acanthosepion pharaonis, 1086 nucleotides long. The record is from the annotation of a GenBank genome assembly. NCBI's taxonomy places the organism in Eukaryota, Metazoa, Mollusca, Cephalopoda, Sepiida, Sepiidae.